AGACGCUGCAAGAGCUGAUUUUUUUCCUUUUUUUUCCCAAUCAUUCACCGCUGGAUUUGCUUUGUCCCAACUCUCCGUGGAUCCUGCAGCUUUUGGGGAGCUCUGACACCACCAUUCCCAGGCUAAGGAGUUUUGUUUUCAUGGUGUCUCGGCAUUGUCAGGCAAACAGCUCCAGCACGAGCAGCUCCUCUGGAGGAUCCAUCUGACCGUGCCUGAACCUCCUGCUUUUCUUCUGGAGCUGCUGGAGGGGAAACUUGUUCCACAUCUGCACAGCCUCCUGGCUGGGGAGGGCACCGACUGCCCUGCCUGUCAUCCCUGUUCCUGUGUGCUGCCCUUCACCUUUUGAUAAACAGGGACCUCGUCAGCCUUGAGAUCUGUGUUCUCCUCUUCUGAUGUCUCCAGCCCUGCCCUGGGUGUCUGGCUUUGACUGAAGCACUCACAGGAACUGAUGUGGUGCAACUGUGGGAUUUGUAAUUCCUCAAUCCUGCCUGGCUGAUCCCAGAGGAGGAGGAAGGGGAGAGCCUCCAGUCUGUGCCGCUCAGGCUCCAGCUCCAGCUCUGGACCCCCACCCUGCUGAAGGGCUAAAAAUGCCUCGUGGCUCGUGGGAAGCAGGAUCCCCAGGAAGGCAGCAGUGGGAGUGAGGGUUUCACAAUCUGCUCCCCACUCAGCUGCUGUGGGGCUCCUUGGUGCUUCCCAGCAGGGACAGAGAGAAAUGCUGAAAUUCUGAGCAGACAACACACAAACCUUCACGGAGAGGCACCUCCAGCAUGGCCCAGAAAAGCCAGACUGGUGGAACCGAGAAAAAUGACUCCUCCCUCCUGUACUGCAAGAGUGAUUCCAAGGAUGGAGCCCUGCAGUGGGUGACAGGAAUCAAGCUAAAGCAAUCAUAAGUGCUUGUCCUAAUUGUCAGCUCAUGCAGCCUCCUGUAUCCACCGGAGCAGCGCAUCCGAGAGGACUGCAGAGUCUGCAGUUACAAAAAUUACAAAAUACCCAGCUUUUGAAAAACUCACUAAUGUCCAUGUAUCAGCAGACACCUUUUCAGAACCCCCCCAAGGCCGGGUGCUGCUGGUGCUCAGCAUGGACAACACCUGCCCCACCUCCUCCUUCGACAUGGACCUCUGUGCCCAGAAGCUGCAGUCCCUCGGGGUCCAGGUGCCGAUGGAUCCGUGGAGGAGGCUGAUCCAGGAGGGUGUCCUGAGGCCACAAGUGAGACGGUACCUGUUCUACAGCUCCAGGGGCUUCCAGAUCGCCAUGGCUGUGGUUUUCUACAUCUCUCUCUGGACAAACCUUUACUCCACUCUCCAGCUGUGUUCCCUGGGACACUCCUGGGGGGCUGGCGUGCUGGUGACGCUGGUGGCCCUGGCUCUCACUGUCCUGGUGAUCCUGGUCAUGGAUUGUCACCAGAGGAAGCUGAACGUGAACACAGAUGUGAGGCUGGCAGCUGUCAAUGAAAUCUUUAUCAAACACAGCAUAAUCCUGGGGAUUACAGAUGUCCUGGAUGGGCCACACAGCAUCCUACAACUGUGGUUUGUGCACUUCAGUCCCGAGCGCUGCCUCCAGGCCCUGACAGCCCACAUCGCUCACCUGCAGGGGACACAGGCAGGCUGGAGGCACAGGCUGAACAAGCUCUGUGUGGUCAUGGACGUGGCGGUUCAGCCCGAGCUGGGGAUGGAGGAGGAGGCUCCAUGUGAAGAAUCCCCUCUUUUAUCCAGCGGGGUGACCCUGAAUAAAGCCCCUGUGACCUGCAACGAGCUCCUGCACCUCAUCCCCGAGGGCCCACCCGAGGCCGUGGCCCAGCAGCUCCUGGUGAUCUUCAGUGGGUGCUACGUGCGGCUCCUGGUGACGGGCCGGCUCCCUGGGGCCGGGGCAGGGGGACACCUGGGCCCCAGCAGCGUUCCCUGUCUCUGCCAGUUCAUCCAGACCACCGUGCUGCACACCCCCCACAGCUGGGCCAGGCGACCAGAGGGGGCUGGAAAACACCACAGUGGAGCCAUCCCCACACACCAGGGUGGAGAAGCCGUGGGGCACAGAAGGGAGCUGUAAUUCCUUGUCCUGGAUGAACGAGUGGAAACGGGGCUCUAAUAAAACAUGCAAGAAAGCUGCCCACCUUGGAGAGGUCCUGCCCCCCAGAUCAGCAUGCCCCAGGGGUCAGAAACAGCCCAGGGACGGCCUGGGGCUCGUUCGUGUCCAAACCCUGCUGCCACCAACCAGCACCCCUCACACAGCCUCGUACCAGCAAAGGCCAGACCAGCGCUGGGGGUGGCAGCAGGAGGCCGAGCCCUGGAGCACCAGGAGCUUGCAUUUGGCUCUUCCCGGGGUGCAGGGUGACUCUGCCUCUCCCCACAUUGUUCCUGUCACCAGGAACGGUGAGACCAGAUCCAGCUCCUCCUACCUGAGGCCCCAGCACCAUCCCCUCAGCAUCGAGCCUCUAAACACAUCAUCCUCUUAUCAGUGACCCUCACCACAUCAUCCUCCUAUCAGCGACCCCACCACAUCAUCAGUGACCCCUAACUCAUCAUGCCCUUAUCAGUGACCCCUAACUCAUUAUCCUCUUAUCAGUGACCCCCACCACAUCAUCCUCUUAUCACUGACCCCCACCACAUAAUCCCCUUAUCAGUGACCCCUAACUCAUCAUCCUCUUACCAGUGACCCCCAAUACAUCAUCCUUUUAUCAGUGACCCCCAACUCAUCAUCCUCUUAUCACUGACCCCCACCACAUAAUCCCCUUAUCAGUGACCCCUAACUCAUCAUCCUCCUAUCAGUGACCCCCACCACAUCAUCCUCCUAUCAGUG
Messenger RNA from Hirundo rustica (Barn swallow), 2793 nucleotides. It is a transcript of the gene TMEM268, whose product is annotated as transmembrane protein 268. The coding region runs from base 1078 to 2043 and encodes 321 amino acids. Lineage: Eukaryota; Metazoa; Chordata; Aves; Passeriformes; Hirundinidae. The transcript has 10 exons. The record is from RefSeq and is a predicted model, not a curated record.